Molecule: messenger RNA, 1416 nt
Organism: Saitoella complicata NRRL Y-17804
Lineage: Eukaryota; Fungi; Ascomycota; Saitoellomycetes; Saitoellales; Saitoellaceae
Product: NFS1 nitrogen fixation 1
Exons: 3
Coding region: 1-1416 (471 amino acids)
Biological process (GO): [2Fe-2S] cluster assembly
Cellular component (GO): mitochondrion; cytosol; nucleus
Molecular function (GO): pyridoxal phosphate binding; cysteine desulfurase activity
Source: RefSeq, a predicted model, not a curated record
AUGUCAGCUGUGCUCCGUGCGCCGGUUCGUACGGCCGGUGUGAGGGGUGUCGCUCGUCGUGCUGCUCCGGCGGCGUCGAUGGGUCGUAGAUCAUAUGUCACUCCUACGGCACCGGUGAAGGCGCAGGCUUUGGAGAUUGAUACCGAGAUUGCUAUUUCUCCAAGAGCAGCUGAGACUGGCCACACUUUGGUUAUCGAGAAGGGCGAGGGUAACCGUCCCAUCUACCUCGAUGCGCAAGCAACAACCCCGACUGAUCCCCGUGUCGUCGACGCCAUGCUCCCCUUCUACACUGGCCUUUACGGCAACCCACACUCCCGCACCCACGCCUACGGCUGGGAAACCGACAAAGCAGUCGAAGAUGCCCGUAGCCACGUCGCAUCCCUCAUCGGUGCCGACACCUCCUCCAUCAUCUUCACCUCCGGCGCCACCGAAUCCAACAACAUGUCCAUCAAGGGUGUCGCAAAGUUCUACUCAGCAAAGAAGAAGCACAUCAUCACUACCCAGAUCGAGCACAAGUGUGUCCUUGAGUCAUGCAGAACACUUCAGGAUCAAGGAUUCGAGGUUACGUAUUUGAAGGUGAAGCAGGAUGGUUUGAUUGAUUUGGCGGAGUUGGAGGCGGCGAUUAGGCCGGAUACGGGGUUGAUCUCUAUUAUGACCGUCAACAACGAGAUCGGUGUGAUCCAGCCCAUGAAGGAGAUCGGAGCCCUCUGCCGCAAGAACAAGAUUUUCUUCCACACUGACGCCGCACAGGCCGUCGGAAAGAUCCCGAUCGACGUGAACGAGUGGAAUGUCGACCUCAUGUCUAUCUCUGGACACAAGAUCUACGGACCUAUGGGUGUCGGAGCUGUUUUCGUGAGGAGAAGGCCAAGGGUUAGAUUGGAGCCUUUGAUUAGCGGUGGUGGACAGGAGCGUGGAUUGAGAUCGGGAACUUUGUCGCCGGCGUUGGUGGUGGGAUUGGGAGAGGCAUGCAAGAUCGCGAAGCAGGACUUGGAGUAUGACCAUGCACACGUCUCCCGCCUUUCCAAGAAGCUCAUCGACGGUCUCAUGUCCCUCGAGCACGUUCUCCGCAACGGCUCCCCCGAGCAAUCCUACCCCGGCUGCGUCAACCUCUCCUUCUCUUACGUCGAGGGUGAAUCCCUCCUCAUGGCCCUCAAAGACGUUGCUCUCUCAUCCGGAUCCGCUUGUACUUCUGCGUCGCUUGAGCCAUCAUAUGUCUUGCACUCCUUGGGGUUGUCAGAUGAGAACGCACACUCGAGUAUUCGAUUCGGUAUUGGGAGGUUUACGACGGAUGAGGAGAUUGAUUAUGUUAUUGAGUUGGUGAAGAGUAAGGUUAAUAAGUUGAGGGAGUUGAGUCCGUUGUGGGAGAUGGUUCAGGAGGGUAUUGAUUUGAAUUCCAUUGAAUGGGAGCAGCAUUAA